Molecule: messenger RNA, 318 nt
Organism: Penicillium concentricum
Lineage: Eukaryota; Fungi; Ascomycota; Eurotiomycetes; Eurotiales; Aspergillaceae
Exons: 2
Coding region: 1-318 (105 amino acids)
Source: RefSeq, a predicted model, not a curated record
AUGGUCCUCCGUGGCUUGGUUGGGUCGUAUCGCGCUGGCUCUCCCACCCAUAAAUACAAUGACUUGGGGAGCUCCGAACCCUGCUACCUAGCAACAAAAGCCCAGCAACAAAGGCCCAGCAGCGAAAACCCUACACCCUACGCCCUUCAAGAUCAUCUACAACACCUCGACACUGGCGAACAAAAGCUCUGCCCACGAAAGCACCGAACCAGAGACAACCUUGAAACGAAGACAAAGAGUAUGGAAAUCGCCAAUACAACCAGUUCGCCGGGCCCCAACUUCGCCUUCGCUGGCGGCCGCACAAUUAUCAAUCCAUGA